Messenger RNA from Acanthaster planci (crown-of-thorns starfish), 792 nucleotides. RefSeq names its product synapsin-1-like. Lineage: Eukaryota; Metazoa; Echinodermata; Asteroidea; Valvatida; Acanthasteridae. The record is from RefSeq and is a predicted model, not a curated record.
AUGUACAACUGCUGUUCACAUGGAACCCUUCUCCGCCACUCGGCCCUCGAGGAUCUCACUCGAAUAUUUGCUACUACCACCAAGAUCUGCGCCCGCGGCGGCUCCACGCGGCCUCGCGGCCGGCGCUUCGACGCGCACCGCGGCGGCCCUCCUACUCGUCGGGGCGUACCACCCGGGCGGCGGUCCCACUCGCUCUCUGCCCCGACGGCCGGGUGUGGGCGGCACGCUCAGCGCCAUCCAUUUUCAGGGCUAGUUGAUUCGGCAGCGUGCCCGCUCUUCCUCCGCCGCAGCCGCGCUGGGCUGGCGGCGGGGCGGCGGUGCGCCGGCCGCCGCGCGGCCGGAUCCCGCCUCGGCCGGGCCCUGGCCGGCCUUCACUCUCGUUGCGCCUCGGGGCUUCGCCUGGCGGCCCCCCGACUCGCGGGCCCGAUAGACUCCUUGGUCCGUGUUUCAAGACGGGUCGGCAGGGCUCGCGACAAUCGCCCGCGGACCCGGGGCGCCUCGGCGCGGCCGACACCGGCCCGGCCGGGGACCGCCGGCCCGCCGCCACCGGGGACGGUCGCGGCGGGCGGGGCCCUCCGGCGGGCCGGGCGGCCCGGCCCGGCGGCCGCCGCCGGGGAGGCGGCGGCGCGCGGGCGGGCGCGGCCCGUCGUCCCUUCCUCGGCCGGGCGGCCGGCGCGACCACGGCCGGUCUCUAGGCUCUCCGACCGGCCCCCCCGUCGGGGGACCGGGGUGGCCGGAGNUAACCCUAACCCUCUCCAUAACCUCAACCCUAUUCUCAUAACAUUCCCCUAA